GUUCCGCCAAACAGGAAAACGAGGAACGGCAGGCGGGGGGGUCGGGGGGCACAGGAAUAAAUUUUAAGGAGAGAAAGAGAGAGAGGGAGAGAGGGAGAUACAUAUAUAUAGAUAUAGCGAUAUAUACAUACAUAUAUAUAUAUACACAUAAUUUUUUCGCCCCCGCGCCCGCAAACCCUUAAGACAUUAAUGGCCAUGAGCUCCUUCCUGAUCAACUCCAACUACGUGGACCCCAAGUUCCCACCCUGCGAGGAAUAUUCCCACAGCGAUUACCUUCCCAGUCACUCGCCGGAGUACUACGGCGGCCAGCGGCACCGCGGGGACGCGUUCCGCCAGCACGAAGCCGCCUACGAGCCGCGGGCCGCCUGCGAGGAGCGGCCGUUCCCGUCCUGCCGCGGCUCGGCCGCUCCGCCGUCCCCCCGCGCUCCCGGCCGCACCGAGCCGCGCUCCGCCAGCCCCGGCCCGCCCGCGGAGCCCGUGGUGUACCCCUGGAUGCGGAAAGUCCAUGUCAGCUCGGUGAACCCCAGUUUCUGCGGCGGGGAGCCGAAGCGGUCGCGCACGGCGUACACGCGGCAGCAGGUGCUGGAGCUGGAGAAGGAGUUCCACUACAACCGGUACCUGACGCGCCGGCGCCGCGUGGAGAUCGCGCACGCGCUCGGCCUCAGCGAGCGCCAGAUCAAGAUCUGGUUCCAGAACCGCCGCAUGAAGUGGAAAAAGGAUCACAAGUUACCCAACACCAAGAUCAGGUCCGGCUCCUCCUCCUCCUCCUCCUCCUCCUCCUCCUCCUCCUCCUCCUCCUCCUCCUCUUCCUCCUCCUCCUCCUCCUCCUCCUCCGGCUCCCUGCAGGCCCCACAAGGAGGAUCCCAAACGCCCCACAAGGAGGAUCCCAAAGUCACAUCCCACAAGGAGGAGGAUCCCAAACGCAGAUCCUACAGGGAGGAGGAUCCCGAAGGCAGAUCCCACAGGGAUGCCAAAGUCACAUCUCACAAGGAUCCCAAACUCAAAUCCCACAAGGAACAUCCCAAAGUCGAUCCCAAGGGCCUCUCGGCACCCUAUAACCGCCCCGAUGGACGCGUGUGCGUGUUUGGGUGUGAACUCGUGUGA
Molecule: messenger RNA, 1104 nt
Organism: Taeniopygia guttata (zebra finch)
Lineage: Eukaryota; Metazoa; Chordata; Aves; Passeriformes; Estrildidae
Source: RefSeq, a predicted model, not a curated record